Lycium ferocissimum is the source of this 725-nucleotide messenger RNA. RefSeq names its product large ribosomal subunit protein eL32z. Gene Ontology annotation, molecular function: structural constituent of ribosome. The transcript has 4 exons. The record is from RefSeq and is a predicted model, not a curated record. Lineage: Eukaryota; Viridiplantae; Streptophyta; Magnoliopsida; Solanales; Solanaceae. The coding region runs from base 181 to 582 and encodes 133 amino acids. Gene Ontology annotation, cellular component: ribosome; cytosolic large ribosomal subunit. Gene Ontology annotation, biological process: translation.
GGCCGGUCCAAAUAAUAGAAAAAAUAAAAAGCCUUUUGGAUCCAAAACCCUAGUUUGCCCCAACUCCUAGGUAUAUAAUUCUAGGUAUCUUUAUAACAAUCUCCUUUGAGCAAGGAACGAGAGCGGCUUUUGCAGAAACCCUAGUUCCAAAGGUAAGGUAGAACAACAAGAAGAAGAAGAAUGGCUGUUCCUUUGCUUAACAAGAGGGUGGUUAAGAAGAGAACUAAGAGGUUUAUUAGACCUCAGAGUGACCGUAGAAUCACUGUCAAGGAAAGCUGGCGCAGACCCAAGGGUAUCGAUUCUAGAGUGAGGAGAAAGUUCAAGGGAUGUGUCUUGAUGCCCAACAUUGGAUACGGGUCUGACAAGAAGACCCGUCACUAUCUUCCCAAUGGCUUCAAGAAGUUUGUUGUGCACAAUGCUAGUGAGCUUGAGGUUCUAAUGAUGCACAACAGAACUUACUGUGCUGAAAUCGCACACAAUGUCUCCACAAGGAAGAGGAAAGAGAUUGUCGAGCGAGCUGCCCAACUUGAUGUUGUCAUAACAAACAAGCUUGCUAGGCUCCACAGCCAGGAGGAUGAAUGAGCAUUUUGGCUUUAGAUAUCUCUAUAUUGUUAGUGUUUGAACUUGUUCCUUGUGGUUGUUUAAUUAACAUUCUGUUCUUUCUCUGAAGAGGAUUUUGACUCAUGCUAUUGCUUAUCAAGUGCUUAAAUUUUGUGAUUUUAGUA